CUUCCGAUUUUGCCAAGAAGUCGAUCCAAUUAAAGGAAAAAUUAAUUGUCAUAGAUAUCCUAAAGGAGAGGAUGAGAAUGGCCGGAGACUAAUAUUUUAACGUUUUACAAUAAAUAAUGUGAUUAUUUUGGGAGGAUAAAAUUUGCGUUUGACACGUGGAGUACAUGCACAUAGAAGCUUCCAUCUUUUCAUGCAAAAAAGAGACCGCAAAAGAAGCCACGUUGCGAAUAAGCUAAAGUCCAACCAAACAAGAUAUAAGCUAAGGGUGGUGGACAGAGAACAGGAAAGGAAGAGAUGGAGACAAGCAACUAUGGUGCAACGGCGGAGCAGCAACCGAUAGCGGCUGAGACCGGUAAGAGUGGUUUGAUGGCGGAGCAGCCGCCAGUGGAGAUGCCGGAGGGGAAGAAGAUGAUGAGUUUACUGGUGGCUAUUGAUGAUAGUGACGAGAGUUUCUACGCGCUUGAAUGGAUUCUUGAUAAGUUGUUCAAGUACAGUGGUGGCACCACUCCUCCGACGGCGGAGCAGGAGUCCAAGGUGGUAACCAUAGUUCAUGUCAUGGAACCCCUUCCUCGCUAUGCCUUUCCUGGUGGAUAUGUAGUGGAAUCCGCAAGCAAAGCUCAAGAGCAAAAUGGUGCAAGAAUACUCUCUCGUGCAUUUGAGAUGUGCAGGGACAAAAUGGUCAAAGCUAAAACUCUUAUUCUCGAGGGAGAUCCAAAGGACAGGAUUUGUCGAGCCGUAGAAGAAAUGAACAUUGAUCUUCUUGUUGUUAGUAGCCGUGGACUUGGCCAAAUCAAGAGGGCGUUUUUGGGGAGCGUUAGCGAUUACUGCGCUCACCAUGCAAAAUGUGCAGUUCUCGUAGUAAAACCACCCAAGAAAUCAUCCCCUUGAUGGAACCAAAAAAUUUGAAAUAAUAAUUCAGAACCAAGAACUUGAGUCCCGCGAGUGAAAUAAGGUUAUUGUGUAUAUAUGCUCCCGUAAUCAAUAUUGUAUCGUGCGUAGUCGAGAUGAUCUUGUUAAACUUUAUGUAUGUUUAUGAUAUGAGUUGUUUCUAGUGUAUUUACUAUCCGCGCAGCUUUAAGCAUAUAAAAUUGAUUGUUAAAUA
This is a messenger RNA of Olea europaea var. sylvestris, 1102 nucleotides long. RefSeq names its product universal stress protein in QAH/OAS sulfhydrylase 3'region-like. Lineage: Eukaryota; Viridiplantae; Streptophyta; Magnoliopsida; Lamiales; Oleaceae. The coding region runs from base 295 to 888 and encodes 197 amino acids. The transcript is spliced from 4 exons. The record is from RefSeq and is a predicted model, not a curated record.